AGUAUUCUCCUUUGUAUUGGAGUAUAAAAAGGACCAAAAAAACAAUACAAAUGGCAAACCUUAUUAGACAAAUUUUAACACUUCCAAGUUCCAACCCCCCACUUCUUCUCUCAUCAGUCCCACCACACUUCCAUUUCUCUCUCCUAAUUUUUUGUCUUCAAUAUUCUUCUUUAUUUCACUUUCAUUCUCUCUUAGAAAAAAAAAGAAGCCUUUUUUAAUUUGAAGCUUGAUUUUGAGCUCAUAACUUUCAUCUCUAGUCAUGGCUGUUUUAGUGUUCUUUGCACUUUUUCUAAGCCUCACUACUUAUUCAAGUGGAACAUACUGCAUCUGUAAAGAAGGAGCGCAAGAUCCAACAGCAUACCAGAGGGUAAUAGAUUAUGCAUGUGGAGCAGGAGCAGAUUGUAAAGCAAUACAACCAGGUGGAGCUUGUUAUGUACAAAAUAAUCCAAAGGCUGUUUGUGAUUAUGCUGUUAAUAGUUAUUUCCAGAAUAAGGGUCAAGUUCAGGAUUCCUGUGUUUUUUCUGGUGCUGCCACCCCUUCUAACAACCUCCCUUCCACUGUGCCAUCUGGAUGCACAUUUCCUACUAGUGGAGGCUCGGUUUCUUCUGGUGGUAUUGGCGGUAUCCCAUCCUCAACUCCAGGAGGCAUAUCCACUGGAACCGGAGGAUCAACAACUGGAUUGAAUAGCCCCCCUGGUGGAAUAUUUAGCCCUGGUCUUGGCCCCACUGGUGGCAUGCCCGACUAUAACUCAAAUAAUGGUAGUCCGUCUACGUUCCAACACAUCCAAGGCACCCUUUUCUCGCUUACACUGAUCCUUAUUUCAGGCUUGUUGGUCUUCCAUGCCUAGUAAAACUUUGCGACUUAGAUCAAUGGACGAGAUUUUGGUGCAAUUGUAAGUUUUUAAGUAGGGAAUCAUCAAAAAGGGACAAUUCGUAACCCAUUUCGUUAUCUUUGGAAAAUAUUCCUCUUUUUUUAGCUUGUUUGUGGUGUGAAAAGUUAGGGUUUGUGGGCAUUGAUUCUAUUUUGAGCGGUGGGUAAUGCUAGGAGAAUUUGAUAUUCGGGAUGAACUAACAUCAUCAUCUUCUCCUAAUGCCUUUUUUUUAGCCUUUUUGUAAUCGGAAUCUAUUUUCAAAAACAUGUAAAUCUAUGCUUAGCUAGCCUAGAGACUUUAGAUGUAGUAGUACUAUUUUGUUUAAUAUUAUAAUCUAAUGAGAAAAUCAUAUCUUAUCUAAAAUAUUUGCUUGA
Chenopodium quinoa (quinoa) is the source of this 1245-nucleotide messenger RNA. Its product is annotated as PLASMODESMATA CALLOSE-BINDING PROTEIN 1-like. The record is from RefSeq and is a predicted model, not a curated record. The transcript is spliced from 4 exons. The coding region runs from base 260 to 847 and encodes 195 amino acids. NCBI's taxonomy places the organism in Eukaryota, Viridiplantae, Streptophyta, Magnoliopsida, Caryophyllales, Amaranthaceae.